Messenger RNA from Mycetomoellerius zeteki, 772 nucleotides. Its product is annotated as sulfiredoxin-1. Gene Ontology annotation, biological process: cellular response to oxidative stress. The transcript has 3 exons. The record is from RefSeq and is a predicted model, not a curated record. The coding region runs from base 335 to 694 and encodes 119 amino acids. Gene Ontology annotation, molecular function: sulfiredoxin activity. Lineage: Eukaryota; Metazoa; Arthropoda; Insecta; Hymenoptera; Formicidae. Gene Ontology annotation, cellular component: cytoplasm.
UAUCAGUUCACAAUGCACAUACAAAUAUCGAUUUUGAUUUUUGUUAUCUCUUCCAUGGUCUCUUCUACUGAUUGAAUCGAUCAGAUUGAUGGAAGAUUUCUUUAAUUUAUUCUUGCUUAUAUAACAGUAAUACGCAACCUGCGGCUCUGUGAAUUUUUUGCGGUCCAUCGGCACAAAAUAAAAAAUAUAUUUUCUAUUUCAUGUUGCAUGCGCAUCACUGAUACAAUACAUCCUCAAUUUCUGAUGUAAUAAUAAAAAUUAUUCGUCAAUCGCUAUUCAUUGGCACAUCGAUGCAUACACGAGAUCAUUGCGAGAUUGUCAAACGUUAAGUAAAAUGAUACGUAGGGGUGCAUGCCAAAUAGUCAGCUCGAUUCAUUCAAGUCCUCUUGCAGAGGUGCACGACGUUCCGAUGGACGUGAUUAUCAGACCUUUUCUUGCCGAUGUAAACGAGGAAAAGGUCCAAAGUUUGAUGAACGCGUUGAAAAACGUCGAAACUGAAGACACAGUACCGCCCAUCGACAUUUUGUGGGUCAAAGGAAGCGAAGGUGGUGACUAUUAUUAUUCUUUUGGUGGUUGUCAUCGUUAUACUGCCCAUGAACGAUUAGGUAAAGCGUCUAUUAAAGCCAAAAUAAUUCAAUCAACUUUAACGGAUUUACGAUGUUAUCUGGGAAAUUCUACUCCAGACUUGAAGUGAAUUGCAUGUAUAUACAUAUAUUUUUUAUUAUUACAUGUAACUGAAUUACUUGUAUGAACAUGCAUAAAUAUAUUUUUU